Messenger RNA from Oncorhynchus masou masou (cherry salmon), 6110 nucleotides. RefSeq names its product zinc finger protein 883-like. Lineage: Eukaryota; Metazoa; Chordata; Actinopteri; Salmoniformes; Salmonidae. The coding region runs from base 224 to 2023 and encodes 599 amino acids. The transcript has 2 exons. The record is from RefSeq and is a predicted model, not a curated record.
UCAUCAGCAGCAACAGUGAGUCAGACACCUCGGUUGCUUGCUAGACAAACUAGCCGAACCAAUAUAGCUCUUUCGACGCUUUCGUGUAUAUUAGCCACUGUGUUUUAAACCCAUUUCUGUCGUCUAGUUAGUUAUCCGAUUUAAUUUCAUAUUUACGGUGUUGUUGUUAUUAUUCAGCUAGCGGGUGGUUAAGUUAGCAUUAGCCUAGAUAACAUCCCCGACCAUGCGGUCACUAAGCUACUCUCCUUCUAAUGAAGAGAAGGAUAUCACAGUAAAACAAGAAGUAGAGAGUGGGGCCUUUACUGUGAAAGAAGAGGAGGACGCGUUCAGAGUGAAAGAGGAGGAGGAUGUUACAGUGAAAGGAGAGGAUGUAGUUUAUGGCGUGAAAGAGGAGGGGGAGGAGAUGACUGUAACAUCGAAAAAGGAGGAGGAGGGAGAAGAGGAGGAACCUGGAUAUCUGGGCCCGGUUUCCCAAACGCAUCUUAAGUUAUCCAAUGGUCCUAACGAAGAAUUUAGCCUUAAGAUGGUUUUGAGAAACCGUUCCCUGAUUAACACAAGAGAGAGACGUGACAAUCGUGGAUCCUCUGGGGAGCCUCAACAAACUCAUGAUGCUGAGGAGACAGAGAAGAGUCUCUCCGGAUCAGAACACCUCAAUAAACACCCGCAGAGACCCACAGGGAAGAGAACUCACUGCUGCUCUGACUGUGGGAAGAGAUUCACAUCGUCAGGCAUUGCAAUUCAUCAGAGAACACACAAAUCUUAUAGCUGUGGUCAAUGUUGGAGGAGUUUUACAACAUUAAUCUCUCUGAAAGUACACCAGAGAACACACACAAGAGAGAAACGUUAUAGCUGUGAUCAAUGUGGGAAGAGAUUUGCUACAUCUGGCACCCUGACUCGACACCAGAGAACACACACAGGAGAGAAAUCUUAUAGCUGUGAUCAAUGUGGGAAGAGAUUUGCUACAUCUGGCACCCUGACUCGACACCAGAGAACACACACAGGAGAGAAAUCUUAUAGCUGUGAUCAAUGUGGGAAGAGUUUUAGUCGAUCUGGAGCUCUGACAGUGCACAAGAGAAUACACACAGGAGAGAAAUCUUAUAGCUGUGAUCAAUGUGGGAAGAGAUUUGCUACAUCGAGCAGCCUGACUCAACACCAGAGAACACACACAGGAGAGAAAUCUUAUAGCUGUGAUCAAUGUGGGAAGAGAUUUGCUACAUCUGGCACCCUGACUCGACACCAGAGAACACACACAGGAGAGAAAUCUUAUAGCUGUGAUCAAUGUGGGAAGAGUUUUAGUCGAUCUGGAGCUCUGACAGUGCACAAGAGAAUACACACAGGAGAGAAAUCUUAUAGCUGUGAUCAAUGUGGGAAGAGAUUUGCUACAUCGAGCAGCCUGACUCAACACCAGAGAACACACACAGGAGAGAAAUCUUAUAGCUGUGAUCAAUGUGGGAUGAGAUUUGCUACAUUGAGCAUCCUGACUCAACACCAGAGAACACACACAGGAGAGAAACCUUAUAGCUGUGAUCAAUGUGGGAAGAGAUUUGCUUCAUCUGGCAGCCUGACUCAACACCAGAGAACACACACAGGAGAGAAACCUUAUAGCUGUGAUCAAUGUGGGAAGAGAUUUGCUACAUCUGGCACCCUGACUCGACACCAGAGAACACACACAGGAGAGAAACCUUAUAGCUGUGAUCAAUGUGGGAAGAGUUUUAGUCGAUCUGGAGCUCUGACAGUGCACAAGAGAAUACACACAGGAGAGAAAUCUUAUAGCUGUGAUCAAUGUGGGAAGAGAUUUGCUUCAUUUGGCACCCUGACUCAACACCAGAGAACACACACAGGGGAGAAAUCUUAUAGCUGUGAUCAAUGUGGGAGGAGUUUUAGUCGAUCUGGCAAUCUGACAGUGCACAAGAGAACACACACAGGAGAGAAGCCAUAUAGCUGUGAUCAAUGUGGGAAGAGUUUUACUAUAUCUGGCCAUCUGACUCAACACCAGAGAACACGCAGGAUUGAAAUCUCAUAGCUGUGACCAGAGAUAAUCUGAUAAAAGAUCUCUGAUCAAAUAUUAGAAAAUACAUACAUGAAGUUGUUGUUUCAUGAUUUCAAUGAAUUAAUGUCACAAUGUAGAAUUUAACAUUGUAGUAGGAGUAUUGUAAUGAUUUCACAAUGUAGAAGCCUAAACGUGUGCCCACUUAUGAAUUGAUAUCAACAUGUUAUGGAUAUUAGCCUAAUGGGGAAAAAUCCAGGCUCUGAAAUGGAAGAGUACUAUUUAUGUGAUUUAACAAAAAUUGACAAACAAAAAAAGAGUUCGGAUCAAAUCAAAUUUAUUUAUAAAGCCCUUCUUAUAUCAGCUGAUAUCUCAAAGUGCUGUACAGAAACCCAGGCUAAAACCCCAAACAGCAAGCAAUGCAGGUGUAGAAGCACGGUGGCUAGGAAAAACUCCCUAGAAAGGCCAGAACCUAGAGAAGAACCAGGCUAUGAGGGGUGGCCAGCCCUUUUCUGGCUCUCCCGGGUGGAGAUUAUACCAGAACAUGGCCAAGAUGUUCAUAAAUGACCAGCAUGGUCAAAUAAUAAUAAUCACAGUAGUUGUCGAGGGUGCAACAGAUCAACACCUCAGGAGUAAAUGUCAGUUGGCUUUUCAUAGCCGAUCAUUAAGAGUAUCUCUUCCAUUCCUGCUGUCUCUAGCGAGUUGAAAACAGCAGGUUUGGGACAGGUAGCACAUCCGGUAAACAGGUCAAGGUUCCAUAGCCGCAGGCAGAACAGUUGAAACUGGAGCAGCUACACGGCCAGGUGGACUGGGGACAGCAAGGAGUCAUCGUGCCAGGUAGUCCUGAGGCCUGGUCCUUGGGCUCAGGUCCUCCAAGAGUGAGAAAGAAAGAAUUAGAGAGAGCAUACUUAAAUUCACACAGGACACCGGAUAAGACAGGAAAAGUACUCCAGAUAUAUCAAACUGACCCUAGCCCCCUGACACAUAAACUACUGCAGCAUAAAUAUUGGAGGCUGAGACAGGAGGGGUCAUGAGACACUGUGGCCCCAUCCGAUGAUACCCCCGGAUAGGGCCCAACAGGAAGGAUAUAACCCCACUCACUUUGCCAAAGCACAGCCCCCACACCGCUAGAGGGAUAUCUUCAACCACCAACUUACCAUCCUGAGACAAGGCCGAGUAAAGCCCACAAAGAUCUCCGCCACGGCACAACCCAACGGGGAGCGCCAACCCAGACAGGAAGAUCACGUCAGUGACUCAACCCACUCAAGUGAUGCACCCCUCCUAGGGACGGCAUGAGAGAGCACCAGUUUGCCAGUGACUCAGCCCCUGUAAUGGGGUUUGAGGCAGAGAAUCCCAGUGGAGAGAGGGGAACCGGCCAGGCAGAGACAGCAAGGAUGGUUCGUUGCUCCAGAGCCUUUCCGUUUACCUUCACACUCCUGGGCCAGACUACACUCAAUCAUAUGACCUACUGAAGAGAUGAGUCUUCAGUAAAGACUUAAAGGUUGAGACCGAGUCUGCGUCUCUCACAUGGAUAGGCAGACCAUUCCAUUCAUAUGGAGAUCUACAGGAGAAAGCCCUGCCUCCAGCUGUUUGCUUAGCAAUUCUAGGGACAAUUAGGAGUUGUUACACUUACCACGUUGGUGACCCACUUGAAUCAAAAUGCAACACUUCAAAAUGUGGCAUGCUGUUUUCUACAAAUUGUCCUCUAACAUUUACGUUACAUUUACGUCAUAUAGCAGACGCUCUUAUCCAGAGCGACUUACAAAUUGGUGAAUUCACCUUCUGACAUCAGUGGAACAGCCACUUUACAAUAGUGCAUCUAAAUCAUUUAAGGGGGGGGGUGAGAAGGAUUACUUUAUCCUAUCCUAGGUAUUCCUUGAAGAGGGAUGUACACAUAACCAGGGAUGUACACAUUACUCCCAGAUUCCGUGUGGUUUUUGAGCUGUUAGUUUUAACAGGACGUGCAACCUCAUCUCUCUCCUCUCUCACAAUUUUUUGAUAUCGAUGAGUGAUGACAAAUAAGUGUUGCAUUCCCUUGUUUAGUGACCCCUAAAUUUAAUGCAUCACUCCCAAAUGUAGCUGACUCUUCUGCAGGUUGUCCUCUAACCAGGGAGGUAAAAUAUAUCUCCCAUUUCCAGGUGUUUUUUUGUUGUAUCAGUUUUAACAGCACGUACAACCUAAUUUCCCCCCUAAUCGAUAUCAGUGAGUUAUUGCUAUUUGUCAAAACAACAGUGUUUCUGGUGCUUGUGCAGUUUAUAAGGAGCUUGUUUAAAAAAUACAAGUAAUAUGAUUAUUGUGGCAGAUGUUUGUGUAUAAAGCACAUGUUAUGUUUAGGUUUUCAAUUUAUCCCCAAACUGUUCCUGCAUAUUGGUUAUUGAUUUGGACAUGUUAAAACUGUGUUUUGACAUUGGGCUAUCCCACCAAGCAAAAUUAUAUUGAAAAGACAUUGAAGAUAUGACCAUGCAAUCAAAUAUUUCAUAUUUACAUUUCAUGUAACAUUUGGUAGUGAUAUUUGUUCAUGCAACCAACAUGACCAUUUUUUGGUACAGUUAUAUUGACAUUGUUGCCCUGUUUGUAGAAUAUCAGGGUUAAUUCUCACAUGUGCCAACCCAAAUGUACUAGAGCAUGACAUUGGGGACUGUGCCCAGAUCCAACAACAUGCCUAUCUAGUGAACCCUGAAAAGAGAGAGAAGCUCCGCAGUGAGGUGGAAAGUUAUUACGGAUAUCGCAUGAGUUUCCUCUUGAAAUCAGACAUGUCCGUGGUAAGGAAAACUUGGUUGCUGAUUAUCUCUGGGGUGGGCAGUCAAAAAGAUUUGUGUUUUGCGUUGAGCCAGUGUGUUUAUUUGGAGUUUUAUCUCUUAUUCUUUUCCGUAUUGAAACUGCACUGUUGGUUAGGGGCUCAUAAGGAAGCAUUUCACUGUUGUAUUCGGUGCAUGUGACUAAUACAAUUUGAUUUGAGUUUUGUUUGGGCUCGUUCCAAGAGGACGAGAGUUUGAGAAGCUAGUGAGUUUUAGGAAGACGAGAGUUCUAGACGCUAGUGAGUUUUAGGAUUCUAUAGAAAGAAAAAGUAGAAAAAAAUAAUAAAAUAAUAUGAUCGUUUAUUAUUAUUUAGGAAUAGGUGUUUUUAAAUGUUGACAGCCAGUAGACACCAUGUUUAUAUUGGUGAAGGUGAAGCAUUGUAGUUGAUUAUAAUGUAAUGUAUAAUGUUGUUUUCUGUUGGUGGUGAGCAAACGUGUCCAACAAAAAUAUAGGUUAUAUUUGUUGUCUUAAGGGGGAAGGUGAUACAGGCUUUGGUUUUUCCAUUUAUGUUUUGAGGUUGGACUUUAGCACGUCUUGCCUCGUUAGUCAGUAUGUGUUACACCUGUGCUGGCUUGUCCAUCUCGUUAGUGGGAAGGUGUUUCACCUGAGCUGGUCCAGGUUCUCCAGUUGUCUUGAUAGAUGUGACAAAUCAACACCUUUAGUUGCGCUACCGUUUUGGUUUGCUUCCUGUUUUUAAGUUUGUUGUGGGUUUUUAUUUUGUUUAUUUUCUUGGGCAGAUGUAGUGGGUCUCAUGGUGGGUGUCUUUUAGGUCCCAGUUGUUGUUACUAGUCAACUUUCAGUGGACACUGAGAGCAAAACUUCAACAUUAUGUUAUUGUACUUUUAUUGUAUCAAAUGGUUGUUUUAUGCAACAGAAUAGAGGGUUCUUAGAACUAUUGUGUCUGUGUUCUACUGAGGGUGGGCCUCUGGGAGAAAACACUGACAGGAGAUUUACAAUGUCUUUUGGGUGAUUAAAACCUAAAGAGACAGUACUCCAGAUUAUGAGUUAAUGUUUCUGUUCUAUAUGUUACCAGGGAGAGAUGACCCCAGGGCCAGACCCUGGUUUCUACACAGAGUACUGUUUUUACAGCAGAUACUGUCUGCUGAGAAUUAUAAGUAUCUUUCAUACAAAUCUUAACCUUGUGACCCGUUCUAUACAUCUGUUGUUGGUCAUGUAGGUUGAAAGGGGUGUAUCUUAGCUAUAAAAGACCUUUGUACUUUUGUCUCGUGGCUCUCAACGAAUCAUCUGGGGGUGAUUUGUUGACCAGCCAAUAUUAUUGUAGAGCACUCAAUUGAUUCACUUUAUGUGUGUGUUGUAUUGACCU